Olea europaea var. sylvestris is the source of this 2303-nucleotide messenger RNA. RefSeq lists its product as uncharacterized. The coding region runs from base 80 to 2278 and encodes 732 amino acids. The transcript is spliced from 2 exons. The record is from RefSeq and is a predicted model, not a curated record. NCBI's taxonomy places the organism in Eukaryota, Viridiplantae, Streptophyta, Magnoliopsida, Lamiales, Oleaceae.
CUCGACGUCCAAUUUGGCCGAAAUUGAAGCAUUGGAAAAAGUACAGCCCGAAACUGAUUUUGAAAUUAAUUCUCGUACGAUGGUCCAACAGAUACACGCGCCAGAUAUUCAGAAUGCCCAUGAGAUGGCGAACCUUCGGUCAAAAAAUCACGGCAAUCGGAGGUCGGACGCUCCUGUUACGGCACCAAACGUAAACGGGAAGUUUGUCGAAAAAUUGCAAUUUUCGGCCUCUACGGUUCUCACCUCGGGAAACGCGCCUGACCGCGUUAUUCAACAUGAAAUUCCGCACAAGGUUGUUGAAAAUCAUAAAUUUCUGCCUCCGGUUGAUUUUGGCCGGAAAACGGAGCCGCUAGCGGCCGGCCGGCGGCGUCCCGGCGGCCCUCCGGCAACUUUUGAUCAGAAUGUUCUUCCAGUUAAUUUGAAUCCAUUUUCAUCAUCGGUUUUUCCACAUGAGGCCCAUACAGUGCUCAAUCAAGGCCGAAAGACAUAUGCUACUGCAGUUUCUAGCCGUCCGGGCCUAUCUCAAGCUGAACGGAGUUCACGGAAGUCGUUUGCAUCGGUUGUACAGGGUAUAGAUGACUCUUCCACUGCUGGGUUUCCUGCUAAAGAACCCUUUAUACAUAUGGGUGAGCCGGCAAUAGUUUUGACUGAGUCCGAGGAGGCUACACUCGCUGAUCCUUACAAGUAUACACUUGUGGGGAAAUUUCCACAUCGCAAGCCAAUCAUGAGGAAGGUACGUGAGAUUUUUUCUAAGUUUGGGUUCCAUGGUUGUUUCGAGGUGGGACUGAUUGACACAACACACAUUCUUAUCCACCUUACACAUGAGGAGGAUUACAGCAGGCUUUUUCUUAAACCUUCAUGGUAUAUUGAUGGUUGUCCGAUGAGAGUCCUUAAGUGGACAUGCGACUUUACACCUGAGCAAGAGACUCCGAUAGUUCCCGUAUGGGUAUCGUUCCCUCUGCUUCCAGUACAUUUAUGUGCGAAGGGGUUCCUUUUCGCCUUAUCUGGGGCAAUAGGAAUGCCCUUGAGAAUUGAUGAGGCCACCACCGACUUGAGACGACCUAGUGAGGCAAGGGUGUGCAUUGAGGUGAAUUUGGAGCAUAAGUUGCCCGACAGGGUUUGGAUUGAGCGUGCUGGUAACCGUGGCUUCUGGCAGACAGUUAUCUAUGAGAAGCGGCCAAUUUUUUGCUUUUCUUGUAAACACUUGGGUCAUUCUUAUGAUCAGUGUACUACAGUUCCUCCUCCUCCUACAGUUGUUGUGCACCCCCCUGUUCGGCCCCCUAUUACUAGGACUGAUAAGGAUAAGGGCAAGGUGACGUUUGUGGAGCCAAAGAAGCAGUGGGUUCCAGUUUCAGCAGUGCCUUCUGUGCUUCCCACUACUACUACCGCAGUUGUGACAGAGUCAGAAUCUGCAUCAAUAGUUCCAACCUCUACUCGUAUCACAGUUGAUCCAGAGGUAUCUCCGUAUUUUCAUUCAGUUGCUGAGCCUACUCCAAAUGCUCCUAUCGAGGUACCCACUUCUCCUAUUAUUACUUCCAUAGCUCCUAUUCCCACAGCUACUACUGAUGUACCCCCUGAGCCGACACAUAUGAGUUCUCCACCAUUAAAGACACACACAGAUAGUACUCAAUCAGCGCAGGGAUCAGGUACCGAGACAGUUCCUCAAACCACUCUUGCACAGGGGUUGUUGGCUGAGAUCAGCUCAGAGCGACAUAGUGUCAAGCAUAUGCUGAUUGAUCACUUUAAGAAGGACCAUGGAAUGAAAGUUGGAUCUACCAUGAGAUUUGCUAUUGAGGACUUGGUUUUUAAACUCUUUGGAGAGGGACCUUCUGUGAGUAAGACUCCUACGCAGACACCUUCACCUAGUCCUUCUAUCACAGCUCCUACACACAAUAAGGUGAAAGAACAUAUACAGAGAGACAUGGAUGGCAUGGGACUUGGAAACUGCAUGCAAAAUGCAGAGGACGAUGUCCCUACAGCAAGCAAGUCAAUCUCCCACGAUUUAGAUGUCGUAGCACAGAACACCAUGAGAUUAGACGCACCUACGACUAGUACAAUGAGAUCAGAUGCACCCGCUUUUCGCCCGACAUUCAGUGCACCACCAUCUGAACAGUACUUAUCAACAAAGCGGGCUCCUACACGCAGGCGAGACCCCUCUCCAACGAGCGAGCCAGACAUCGCAGACUACUAUGAUCCAGAAAUGUUUCAAACCAGACGCAUGACUCGAUCAAUGUCUAUGUACUACCACCCGAAGAUUUACCCUCGGGAAUACCCUUGAGUACCUAUCAUUAGUUUUUGUUCGU